Messenger RNA from Scomber japonicus (chub mackerel), 1961 nucleotides. RefSeq names its product DNA-damage regulated autophagy modulator 1 (gene dram1). NCBI's taxonomy places the organism in Eukaryota, Metazoa, Chordata, Actinopteri, Scombriformes, Scombridae. Gene Ontology annotation, cellular component: lysosome. The coding region runs from base 105 to 815 and encodes 236 amino acids. Gene Ontology annotation, biological process: regulation of autophagy. The record is from RefSeq and is a predicted model, not a curated record. The transcript is spliced from 7 exons.
CAGCAGCAGCAGCAGCAACCUUUAAACCUGAACUUGUAUGGAUUUCUUUUAUUUAUGCAUGUGACAGCGUUUCCUGGACCUUUUCUGCGUAAAACCUGUCAGAGAUGUUUUGGUUCCAGCAAGGAUUGUGCUUUCUACCAGCGUUUCUGGUCGUCUGGUCAUCCAGCACUUUUAUUAUUUCCUACCUGAUUGCGCUUUUUAGAGAAGAUGUCGAUGUGAUCUUCCCCUACAUAAGUGACACAGCUGCAAACCCCCCAGAGAGCUGCAUUUUUGGCUUGAUGACUAUCGUUUCUGCAUUUGCAGGAACCUCCACCAUCUAUGCCAGGUACAAGUUUGUGGAGAAGCUGACUGAGGACACAGCAGUUAUUCGUCCACGACUGAAUCAAUUUGUUCUUGUGUUGGGGUUGUUGUCUUGUUUGGGCAUGUGCAUCGUGGCUACUUUCCAGGAAACAACACUGCAAGCGGUUCAUGAUAUAGGAGCCCUGCUGUUCUUCAUCACUGGUGUCUUAUACACCAUCUUCCAGACUUGUAUAUCUUAUCGUGCCUAUCCAUAUGGGUCCUCCCUGAGUGUGUGUCGAACUCGUUUGUGUAUCGCCAUCCUCGCGGUUGUAGCAUUCUUCCCCACUUUGAUUUGUGCGUUUUUUGUGAAACAAAGCACUCUGCACAGAGACAAAUAUGACGAGGACUAUCCCUACCAUGUAGCCAGCGCUGUGUGUGAGUGGAUCGUUGCCUUCAGCUUCGUCUGCUUCUUCCUCACAUACAUCCACGAUUUCAAAAUGUUUACCUUACGAGUGAAAACGGAUUAUGUGGAGUAGCCCGGAUCAAUCUGCAAAAAACAUGGUACAAAAAUCAUUAUCAUCGGUGAAAAAAAUGUGCCUCAAUUUUUUUUGGGAAAUGUUUGCACUAUUAUACCGCACAGCUUUUCUUAGAUUAUGUGUUUUGAAUCACCUGAUUGAUUUUUUUUUAGUACAAUAGGUACCUUUUAUGUUAUUUAUACAUUUUGUACAACAGGCGUGUUUGUCAGGUGUGUCAUUAUAGAGAAAAAAAAGACAACUGACCACAACCUUUAUACGUUUUCAUCCUCAUUAUACUUAGUUACAGAUGAAUUCAUAAAUCCACAUAAUUGCUGCAUGUGUUCAAAUGUCACUUUGCACUUUGCACUCGGUUGUUGCCACAGCAGCGUGACACAUGAGACCUGUGACCACUAUAAAGAGAAGUUCAUCACACAGUUAACACAUGAUCGCUGUGCAAGUGGUUAAAUGAGAAAACAAAACUAAUGAUGCUUUUCUCUCUCUCUGUGGGGAUUUAGCAGUCUGAUCUGUUUUCUUAGAAACUGUAAACUGAAAUGUCACACUGAUACUGUGUGAAGGUGCUUAUUCAUUCUUAAGUGUUGGGAUUAUUGUUCAAAAGCUGCCACUUUCUUACCUGAGUUUGUAUUAUUUUUGUAGUAUCUUACAACUGUACCCUCUUUGAAGCAUUAUGUGACAAAAUAUUAGGGAGAAAAAAAACAUCUUAAAUCUUGAAAUACUCCAAUCAAGAGUUCUGGUUCUGAAUCAGGGCUCAGACUCUUGUUCUACAGUGCAGCUACAGUAUGAAUGUAAUCUUGCAUGUGUCUACAAACUUUUAUAUGUCUCAUUCAACAGGUAUUUGGCCAAUUAGUAGAAUGAAUCAAGCUGUAAAACUGCCAAAUUUGAUAUUUUUCUUAAGUAAAAUAUAUAGGGCUGUUUAGAAUAAGGCAUUUAUUUCAGUAUGCUCUCAGGCAGAUAAAUAUAGCCUCUGUGCCUCAGUGGUUCCCAAACAUUUUUCACUCCUGACCCCUGGAAAUCCAAUUGAAAUCCUAUUUAAUCAACCCUCUUUGGAGUCAGAGAUAAUGUCAGCAUGUUUUUUUAAAUGUAUUGUUAAUAUUUUCAUUUUAUUAUUAUAUGAAGAAAGGAAGUGUCUGAGGUUUGUUUGGUGACAUU